AUGAAGCUUUUACAAAGAACACCUCUGCUCUCAGCAGCCGUCGUCAUCUCAUUCCUGGCCGUAGGGACAUUGGCUGAUACUACAGCACUGCCAAACCUCUCAUCAGCCUUAACAGCUGCAGAUUCAACUACUGCGGACACAGCAUCGAAUACUGGAACUGCUACAGGCAGCGCGGCGACGACAGAUGCGACAACUGGGGGAUCUACCUCACAACCCACGACCGCAGUUAUUACAGGUGGUUCGACGGAUUCAGACACCGCAACUAGUUCAAUACCAUCGAUCACCGGCGAUAGCACCUCCACAGACAGCGGCGCCCUCCCCUCAGGUCUCCCCACCCUCUCCGGCCAAUACAAGAUCGUCGCGCCCUCCGUCCCACCAACUGCCAAUGCGCCCUACAUGCAAACCUCUACUCUCCCCGAGGGUACUGUCUUCAUCGCCGUCGGUGCCAUCCUCGGCUUCAUGGCCAUAUCCGUGUUGCUCUGGCGGGGCCUCGUAGCCUGGUCUCUGCAUCGCUCCGUUAAGCGCGCUUCCCUGCAGCAGAAUAUGUCCGACACGAAAGCUCUGUUCCAAGCUCCCGUUCCUGGCGUCUACAAAAACUACCAUGACCGCGAUUCUACUCUCUCGCUUUCCGGCAUUGGGGGUGGUGGUAAAAGGGGAAAGAGGGAUACAAAAACACCCACCGCACCGCACGGCGCAAGUAGCACAUCCCUGUUCUUCUCCCCCACCGCGGGCGCUGCGCACAGCACACCAGGCAACAGAGCCUCCACCUAUCUUCCCGCAGGCUACUACGCAGCAGGCGCUGCACAGACACCAUCUCACGUCUCGCUCGGCGGCGGUGGAGGACCCGGUAUCUCACUCUCCAAUCUUGGCCCACAAACUGGGGGCUAUACUCGUGCACGGAGCAUAGGACCCAGUCCCCCUGGUAGUCCGUCUUUGAGAGGUAGCAGACAUAUGGCGAGUUCGAGCACGCUGAAUUUGAAUUCGGGCUAUGGGGGCGAGCAGAGGGCCCCGAGUGCGUACUUGGAGGACUUAUUUGAUGGUGAGGGAGGGCCACCUGUUCCGGGGCAUCAGGGUGAGCGAAGGAGAGAUAGUGGGAAUCGGUUUUAA
This is a messenger RNA of Lachnellula hyalina, 1107 nucleotides long. RefSeq lists its product as uncharacterized. The coding region runs from base 1 to 1107 and encodes 368 amino acids. The record is from RefSeq and is a predicted model, not a curated record. The transcript has a single exon. NCBI's taxonomy places the organism in Eukaryota, Fungi, Ascomycota, Leotiomycetes, Helotiales, Lachnaceae. Gene Ontology annotation, cellular component: fungal-type vacuole.